Messenger RNA from Punctularia strigosozonata HHB-11173 SS5, 1998 nucleotides. RefSeq lists its product as uncharacterized. NCBI's taxonomy places the organism in Eukaryota, Fungi, Basidiomycota, Agaricomycetes, Corticiales, Punctulariaceae. The transcript is spliced from 4 exons. The record is from RefSeq and is a predicted model, not a curated record. The coding region runs from base 132 to 1697 and encodes 521 amino acids.
AGCUACUCUCGUGUUUAAAUAAUUCAUUCACGACCUCUGCUCAUUUUCACGAUCACGAACAUAUUCCAAUAUCUAUAACGCCGAUCAAGCGUUGCUUUCCAAUCGGCACGUCUCAUAAGCUCUUUGUGAUCAUGCCCUCCUCCGAGAAUGAUGAUCCGGAUAAAGAACAACGGCCGCCAUGGAUGACCGGCGGGAGAUCCGCUCCCUGUGACCCGGGGCCGAAGAGAACUCGGCAGUAUGACAUAGCUCCCGUACAGCUGAGCCCACCCCCCAAACGGCAACGCUUGUAUGUCCGUACGCCGAGUCCGGGUCCCGAGAUGGUGGAUGACCGUGGCGCAUCUAGACGUUCGUCAUCACAGCCAUCCCCCAGCCGACGUCCCUUGCAGGAGCUCAGUCUCAGCAAUCAAGUUUACGGAGUCGCUGACGCUCAUUCUGGCUUGGACCGCCGUUCUUCUCCUGGUCCUUCUUCUCGCGUCGAUGUAGAGCAAGAUUCCGUACCUUCCUCGGCUCUGCUCCCUUCAAUAAACGCCUUGUAUCCUCGAACGACAUGGGAGCGCGAUGUCCAAAACAUCCCGUCUGCCCAGGCGAGGCAGCGCAGCCCCUUCCUGCAUCCCGUUCAACGUUCGCAGGAUGAUCCCCUCUUUCUGGCAAUGGGACUCGGGGCGGUAUUGUAUUGCGGUGGAUCUCAGCCUGUCUCCGGAUUCGCGAACGUCGCUCUUCGUGAUGAACGAGGAACAACGCCCACUGGGACCCGUACAUCCUUGUCAUCAACGAAUCAAUCCGCUGUGUCAGGACCAACGGCCCCUCUUCCGACCCCUCCCCGUCGUCACGGCUCUCAACCUCCGCCUGGAGUCGCGACCCGGGCUUCCGCUUCUCAUGACGGUCAAGGAACAGAGGCCGCUGGUACCGCUCUUCAUGACGGUCGAGGAACAAAGGUCGCUAGUACCGCUCUUCAUGAAGGUCAAGGGACAAAGGCCGCUGGUACCAGUACACACCCCGAAUCCUGGUCAUCGGCAUGGUUAUCGGCAAGUAGAUCUGCUUUGUUAGGAUCAUCGAUCCUUCCUCCAGCGACUCCUCGUCGCGGUGCAUCUCGGCCUCUGCAUGAAUGCGCGACCAGGGCAUGUGCUCUUCGUGACGGUCAAGGAACAACGCCCGCCUGUGCAGGUACUAGCACAUGCUCUACAUCGUGCACAUCGGCAAGUCAAUCUGCCGAAGCAGGGCCGUCGACUCUUCCUCCAUCCACUCCUCGUCGUCGCAAACCAAGCAAAAUGUUUCGUCGCAGACGAGGCAAACGGCUCCGUCGCAGAAAGCCCGUCGAGAUAACAAGUCGAAUCACCCCGUCCACAGCUCCUUCCCUGAUCGCUUUCUGGCUCCGCAAAGGCCCCUUGCACUCGCUGCCCCUGCCCCUUGUGCCAGAAUCCAAUCCCGAGUCCGAAUACGAAUAUGAAGACGACUCGGAAGAGGAGGAGCUUCAACGUUCGAACUUAUCGACGGCCGAACCAAUUUUCGGGAGUGGGUCUCGCUCUCCACGGCCGAUCGGUGUGGACAAUGACAAAGGCACCAACAAGAAGUCUCGUAAGGGCAAAGAGCGAGCCAUAUCGGAAGACGAAGAGGACUACGAGCACGAUUACUCAGAAGAAGGCGACGACGGCGACGACAGCGACGAGGACGAUUUGUAUGCCGACAUGGAAGGCUGAGGUUCCAACACGGAAGAGAGAUUCAACCAGUCCAAGUCAGGCCAUAAUUGCCAAUCGGUCAAAAUGGUGAUGGUCACGCCGACGUCAAUGCGCCUCGCACGGGCACCAGCAGAGCGGCUGGCGUUCGAUCAAACCGUUCAUUCAGCCACUAACUAUCUAUCUCCCGAUUCUCUUUCCUCCUCCACAGUCAUUUCCCGAUGCUUACGAUACAUACUCUUAUAAUCGCCAAGUAGGUAGCGCAGAGAGCAAAGUAGACAGGUAGAUAGAUAUGACUAAGCAAUACACAUGAUGUUCAAUGUAC